Molecule: messenger RNA, 2034 nt
Organism: Helicoverpa armigera (cotton bollworm)
Lineage: Eukaryota; Metazoa; Arthropoda; Insecta; Lepidoptera; Noctuidae
Exons: 2
Coding region: 1-2034 (677 amino acids)
Source: RefSeq, a predicted model, not a curated record
AUGCCUUUUAAGGAGUCCCCUGAGAAAGCUCUUGGGAACUCAUAUUAUAUAGCUAAGAAGUGCUUUUUAAAUCUAGAGAAAAAAUUUGCUAAGAAUCCUAGUCUUAAGAUUAAAUACAAGGAGUUCAUAGACGAGUAUGCUAAUUUAGGACAUUUAAGAGUUUUAAAAAAUAAACCUGAGUUCGGAUAUUAUAUGCCCCACCACGCAGUAAUACGGGAAAAAAGUGAAACCACUAAACUGCGGGUAGUGUUCAAUGCCUCAUGUAAAACUAGUUCUGGAAAAUCACUUAAUGAUAUACAGAUGGUCGGGCCAGUUAUACAGAGUGAUUUAAUAUCAAUUUUGCUUCGCUUUCGUAAACAUAAAUAUGUUCUCACCGGAGAUAUAGAGAAGAUGUUUCGGCAGACUGAAAUUAAGGAACAGCAGCGCCACCUACAACUAAUAUUAUGGCGCGAUGACGAAACAAAACCGAUAGAUAUCUUACAGCUAAACACAGUAACUUAUGGUACUGCGUCCGCACCAUUUCUCAGUACUCGAUGUUUGCUACAGUUAGCAAAAGAAUGUGAGGAUAAGUCUAUAGCAUGUGUCAUUGAAAAUGAUUUUUAUGCUGAUGAUUUAAAUACUGGUUCCGAAACUGUAGAGGGUUUAAAAUAUAUUUAUAGGGAAGUUGUUGCUACUCUUGAUUCAGCACAAUUGCCUUUAAGAAAAUUCAGAACAAAUUGUCCUAGCUUAUUUGAAAAUGAUGAUGAUACAGCAAAAUUUGUAGAUUUUAAUAAGGAAUCUAGUGUAUUAGGUCUUAUUUGGUGUCCUAAGUCUGAUAAUUUACUAUUUUCCACAGAUUUACAGCAUUCUGCUCAAAUAACCAAACGGUCAGUAAUCUCUACUACGGCCAAAGUAUUUGAUCCUUUAGGACUAUUAAGCCCUUGUAUUAUAGUACCUAAAAUUUUACUACAACAAUUAUGGUCUGCUAAACUGGACUGGGAUGACCCAGUACCAGCUGAAUUUUGUAAGGAUUGGUCUAGCCUUUUGAAAGAAUUUUCAUAUUUGUCUGAUAUUAAUAUAGAACGUUGGGUUUUAUGUGACAAUCCUAAAACUAUAGAACUACAUUGUUUUGUCGAUGCCUCACAACAAGCCUACGCGGCAUGUAUCUACUUGCGCUCUGAAGACUGUACUGGAAAGGUAACAGUUAGGUUGUUGUGUGCUAAAGCACGAGUCGCCCCAAUGAAUCCAACCACUAUACCGAGGCUGGAGUUGUGUGGCGCACUCCUAGGGGCUCGUCUAUGUUCAAAGGUAUUAGAUUCCUUACAAUGUAAUAUAUCCCGAAAAGUUCUAUGGUCUGAUUCGAUGGUUGUGUUGGGAUGGGUGCAAACUCCACCCAGGGAUCUUAAAGUAUUUGUUUGUAAUAGAGUGAACGAAAUAAAUCAACUGACACCGGGAUUCGACUUUAGGUAUGUACCAACUGAUCAAAACCCUGCAGACAUGGGUUCUAGAGGUGUGUCUCCCAAGCAGUUAAAAGCUUCUAGCCUUUGGUGGGCAGGGCCUUUGUUCCUCGCUAAUGACCCUACUUGUUGGCCUACACAACAACAAAUCCCUAGUUUACCAGAACUUAAAAUCCCACGGCACUUCCUUGUCGGGCGACCUCUCACGUCGUUACCGUCGGCACCUAUUAAUACGAAGAGUCCAAAUCGUUACCAACUUAUAGAGAAAAUCAGACAAGACUUCUGGCAAAGAUGGCGCCGGGAGUUCGUAGCGGAGCUGCAGCAACGCACGAAAUGGAAAACCAGGCAGCAUGAGCUUCGUGUGGGUGAUCUGGUGAUCCUGAAGGAAGAAAAUGUUCCCCCACUGCAAUGGAGACUCGGCCGUGUCACACGUUUGUAUCCUGGGACGGAUGGAGUCAGCAGGGUGGCCGAUGUCAUGUCUUCCAGAGGCACAGUACGAAGGGCUGUGAACAAAAUGUGCAUCCUACCAAGUUCAGCCCCAGCAGACACGACACUGAUCAAUGAUGACAAGGAUGCUGCCGAGAAUAAAGAAGCUUGA